GCAUGAAAACGGAAUUGAGUUUGAGAAAUGGCGCAGAGAAUGUUUCGGGUGUUUUUGGUGGAACACGUUACUUGACUGUUGCGGUUAAUCCGGUAACGAGAAAGUAAAGAAGAGAGACAGACAGGAGGGAGAUUCAGUUGAGACCUGACACUUGACAAACACAACUCAGUUGAGACUAGAGAGAAUGGAUGAAAAGAAGAAGAGGAAGGAGAAGAAGGAGGAGGCGGUGUGCGUGACUGGAGCCAAUGGGUUCUUAGGGUCAUGGUUGGUGAAGACUUUACUGGAAGAGGGCUACACCCGCAUCCACGCCUCCGUCUAUCCUGCCUCCGACUCCUCCCACCUCCUCAACCUCCCUGCUGCCUGUGGCCUCCCUCCUCACGACAUCAAUAUCACCAUCUUCGAGGCCGACCUCCUCGACGCCGACGCCGUCGCCAGAGCCAUCGAGGACUGCCACGGUGUCUUCCACGUGGCGUCCCCUUGCACCCUCGAGGACCCCACCGACCCCCAGGCUGAGCUAGUGCUGCCCGCCGUCCAGGGCACGCUCAAUGUCCUCCAAGCCGCCUUGCGCUUCGGCGUCAGGCGCGUCGUUCUCACCUCCUCCAUCUCUGCCAUGGUCCCCAACCCCUCUUGGCCCCCCCACAAGCCCUUCGACGAGUCCUCCUGGACUGACCUCGAUUACUGCAAAGCCCGCCAGAAAUGGUAUCCGGUGUCAAAGACACUGGGUGAGAAAGCAGCGUGGGAUUUUGCAGAGAAGCAUGGAUUGGAUGUAGUGGCCAUCCAUCCAGCCACAUGUCUUGGGCCGCUCCUGCAGCCUAGCACUCUCAAUGCAAGCUGUGCUGUGUUGCUCAACUUGCUUCACGGUUCUGACGAUACCCAAGAGUAUCACUGGUUGGGGGCUGUCCAUGUUCAAGACGUUGCCAAGGCACAACUUUUGCUAUUUGAGACUCCUGCCGCUUCUGGCAGGUACCUUUGCACAAAUGGUACCUUCCAAUUUUCUCACUUUGCUGACACGGUCUCCAAACUCUAUCCUCAAUUUCCACUUCACAGCUGGGUAAUCGCUGCCUGAGAUUGGAACAAUAAUGAACAAUGAUUGGACUAUGUAAACCUUUAGUCAAAAAACAUCCACAACCUGUUCUUCAGUGGGAAUGUUCUGAAGCAGAAUAUCCUUGAAUGAUCCUCAAAUGGGAAGUGAUGGAUUUGUUGUAUUGCAAGUAGUGGGCAAUUUGAAGUAUACCUUAUAUCAGUGCAAUGAUCUCAUUCAAUGCGGUGCGCUACUGACUAUAUUCUCUUCUUGCCUCAUUUACAUGGUAUGAUUAUUUGGUUAUUGCUGUUUACCUACACAAAGAUUGGAGAUUCUCUAUUCUAUUUUGGUUAUUUUACAAGUUGUAUGCUUUUUUUUUUCAUUAUUGCCUCCAUUUUUUUUUUUCUGGAAGCUGGACCCCGUAUGCUUAUAGGUGUCUUUUUUUAAGAGGGUUUACUGUUGAUUUACCCCCUGAACUUGUACGCUACUUUCAAUUUGCACCCUCACCUUUUUUUCUAGAAAAUUGAGUACACAAACUAAUUUUUAUUGUCAGUUCCCCCUUACAGUCUAAAUAAACAUGUCAUCCAAUAAAUCCAUCAAAUCAUUAAAAAAUAUAUUUUUUGAAAAAAUUAAAGAAAAAAAAAUUUCCUAUUGUCCUCC
Molecule: messenger RNA, 1681 nt
Organism: Prunus persica (peach)
Lineage: Eukaryota; Viridiplantae; Streptophyta; Magnoliopsida; Rosales; Rosaceae
Product: tetraketide alpha-pyrone reductase 1
Exons: 3
Coding region: 185-1066 (293 amino acids)
Molecular function (GO): oxidoreductase activity, acting on the CH-OH group of donors, NAD or NADP as acceptor
Source: RefSeq, a predicted model, not a curated record